Molecule: messenger RNA, 3219 nt
Organism: Blumeria graminis f. sp. triticale
Lineage: Eukaryota; Fungi; Ascomycota; Leotiomycetes; Helotiales; Erysiphaceae
Source: the annotation of a GenBank genome assembly
AUGAGGCUUCGGAUCUCCAUACGUCGAAACGGCCUCCCCGAAACAUUCAUCGUCUGGGCGAUUGAUACCACCUCCGCACCUACAGUUUAUCAGCUACUUGAAGAAGUCAAUGAAAUCAUACCAAUCGAGUCUGAUGGCGAGUGGGGGCUAGAAGACUACUCGGUAGAGUUGAAAGGUGUUAAUGGUACUAAUUACGAAUGCCUUCACUUUCAGCCGAUAGCCGAGGUUAUGAAAGAAGAUGAUGAGAUCUUAAUUCGAUGCCUUCUAACCAAUGAUAUCAAAAAGCGUAGGGUAUCAGGCCGGACUCAGAUCACACCUCAUGGAGUCCGUCUAUUUGACGGCGUGCCCUGGGGAAGACCACUGCUAAGAGAAAUCUCAAAUCGACCUUCGAUUAACAUCCGGCCCAAAAAGGUAAGACAAUCAUUGUCUAACACCUGCGACCUAGAUGACAAUGACAACGAAGGCUCAAGGUCUUCUGAUACUUCACCUACUGCUGACUCAGUAAGCGGCAGAAAUCUCCUUGCUAUAGCCCCAGAACUUGAUGAAAGUUCAGAAGACGAUACAGAUUAUGCUCCCGAAAAUUCCGAAGAGGAAAGUAGCGAAGAUGAAGACACCGAAGAGGGUGACGAGAGACAAAAUUUUAUAGAAAAGAAUGACGAAAAAGAUGAUAGUGCAGACGAAAAUGAGAGUAUACCCGAACCGGAGAGAGGUGGAGAAAUAUUUACCAACAAUACUCUAAGUAAGAAGCCUUCAGAUGUCGGCCCUAUUAAAGUGUUGAAUAAUGAGAUAGAUAUGUGUGAUCCUGCCAGCUCAAAAAGCAAUUCACAUGUUAAAUUCCGUGAGCUACAUUCAGCCUUUCCAACAUCGACACUAGAUGUGUGUAAGCAUGUACUCAAUGGAACACAUGGGGAUAUAAGUGAGGCCUGGGAGGCCAUGUCACUCGGUUUUCCUGCAAAAAAAUCCCGAAAUGCACUAAUAAAUUUAUGCCAAGAGAGUCUCCCCAAACUAUCGCAAGAACCUGGAUCUUCAGAACAAUUACCAUUGCUUGUUAAGUCCGACAGUCGCGAUAUUUUAGGAAUUGAGUCACAAGAUGUCACCAAACAAACUGAACCAACAGAAUCAUUAAUCGAACACUACGACAAAAACGGUCUACCUUUAGGAUUUAUCUCAAAUGGAAAGGCCUUGUCAUUCAUGGCAGACGUCACUCGAGAUUCAUCCAAACAUCCAGACUCUCUACAUAAAUCAUCUAAAUCUACUAAUCACACACAUUUUAAUUCUGAAUGCUCAAUGCCUCAUAUUUAUAGUACUGUUGCUGAACCACCACAGAAUUUACAAGGAGAGGAACAAAUAAAUAAUGAUACCAGCAAAUACGAUGAAAGCUCUUCUUCUAUGGAAACAAAAUUAAAAAGUGGUACCGAUAGUUUGACGACAAUUAGCCCACAAAAUCCCCAUUAUAAAAAAAUGGAUAUCAAAAUCCCAUCUACAGAAGACACCAAUGGUAGUAGUAAUAAAUGUAGAGAUUAUGAUACAAGUGAUAGCCAAGAUAGCAGUGACAGCGACGAUAGCAAUGACAGCGACAAUAGCAGUGACAGCGACGAUAGCAGUGACAGCGACGAUAACACUAGUGAUGAUAGCAGUGAUAGUUUCUCUAGUGAAGUCGAAAUACCUAAGAAAUCUUCUAGCGGAGAAGUUGGCAGCUUCGUCUCAUCUGCAAUUAAACGAGGAAAUGUUACUGUCAACCGACCCAAAGUAGCCCCAGGAGCAGGAAAAAAAUCAACCCAGCGCAGAAACGAACGGAGAAGAAUCUCAAAUGCCAUGAAAAGACUUCAGGAAAAGGGCCUCCUACCAGCAGGAAUAUCCAAAGAAGAAUUCUCAAAAACUAAUGGAAAGUCAAAUCCUAAAAAGGUUGAGCCUGAAGCCAGGGCAGAGGUAUGCACAGAUGAAAAAGUUUCAGCUCAGCCCAACUGUAGCGAAGAAUUUUCGCGCCGAAGAAAGGCAUUGUUAGACUCUUUAGCCUCAGGGGGUGUAGAAAUAGAUCAAAAUACGUCGAAUGAUCAAUUCGCUUCUAGACUUGGUGCAGAAAUAAAUGUAGAUAAUGUGUGUUUAUCUUCGAAUAUGGAGCCUACCUUUACUAUGACAGAGUCCGGGGGAAAUACUUGUCCCCAACCUGAUAUUUCCUGUCAUUUAAAUAGAUUGGAGACUAACGCUCCAAGAACUGGUGUUGCCGCAAGAGCUCACGAAGUAUCCGGUGAAACUAUUCCUAAAGAGAAUAUUUCCAAACGAAGAUCAAAGCUAGAUUUAGAUGCAGGGAGAAGGAUGCUCUUUGGAGCUAUGGGCCUCAAAGCUCCCAAGACAAGUGAAGAUGAAGAGAAGUUGAGAAAUCUAAUCUCCAAAAAUAUUAAGCCUCAAGAAAAAAAACCGGUAGAUCCAUUAAACAAUGAUAAGAAAGUAAUCGAAAUCAAUUCAGAGGAUUGGAGAGACAAAAUUAUCUAUCGAGCGGUUGAGUGUGUCCAGGAGGGAGUAAUCUUGAGCGAGCCACCAUUUCCAUUCUACCAAAGAUGGGACCCACAGCAAAGAGUAGGCAAGCGAAAAAAGAGUCAAUGUAGCCUUGCUCAACUUGAAAAGGAUGAUAGCCUUGUUCCUAACAAAAAACAGCGUAAGACCGAGUCUGAUCCCACAACAGAGUUUGAUAUUGCCGGAGUAGAUGCGAAUUCUAUCCAUCAAACGGACUUGGUGCUGAGUACUAGUCUUAGUGAUACUGUUCAGAUGGAUGGAGACAUACAAGCUGAAGGUGACUCCUUCAAUCAAGAGAGAGCUGGUGAUAAGAUUGCCUGUGAAAGUCUAGAAGAUUUGCCAAGACUCCCAGAUGAUAUGUCUACUCUCCAGGAAUUCAAAGAGAGUGACGCAAAACCAGGUGUCGUAAUUGCAUUCAAACAACUUGAGGUUUCUGCCACAAGUAGGUGGCAGCCUCAGAUUUCUGCAUUCAAAACAGCCAUCAUAACUAGCGUAAAAAGUGGAAUAAUUCAGGUAACUUUGGCGCGUAGAGAUAUUGAUAUUGCGGAAAAAUAUUAUGAUGAAAAUGGGGAGAGAAUUUAUUCCGGAUUUGAUGCCAUUGAAGAUGAAGAAAUGGAAGAUGAUGGUAAUCGUGAGCUCUGUUACAUAGAACUAAUAGAGCCGAAAGUUGUGCGACACCUUGAGGAAGAUGCCCAACCAAUAUAG